Messenger RNA from Racocetra persica, 492 nucleotides. The record is from the annotation of a GenBank genome assembly. NCBI's taxonomy places the organism in Eukaryota, Fungi, Glomeromycota, Glomeromycetes, Diversisporales, Gigasporaceae.
GUUCUUACUUCCAAGCCAAUGCCAAUAAAGAAGCAGGAGCGGGAGAUGAAAGUGUCGGCACUGAAAGUGAUAAUAAUUUCUCGGGUCAAUUCUCUUUCAUGGAUAGUUUACAAGCGAUUAACAAGUUAAAAAACCUCGGAAGUAUGAAACCCGAAGGCAUGGAUGAAGGCAUGAAAAUAAAAUUUGACGAGGAAACUGUGGGAACAGAAUUAAAAGGCCGACAUCCAGGCUUAAUUAUUUCGGAUAACUGGUAUAACGAGGAAGGGGAACGAGUAAUUGUUAUGCCCUGCUCUACUACCUUAAACCCCAUUUAUCCUUUUGAAGUUUUUAUCCCUAAUUUAGCCAAUAAUGGAAGAGAUGGAAAAAUUAUGGUCGACCAGAUAAAAGGGAUUGAUAAAACUCGGUUAAUGGGGCGAGCCGUUAAUCGCUUAAAUGAGAAGCAAUUGGAACAGAUUAAUGAGAUAAUGUUAAGAUUAUUUAAAUUGAAAUUUG